AAACAAGAUAUGAGAGGACAGAUACUGACAGGAGAGGAGAAACAGGGACUGCAGACAGACCAAAACUCCUCCACAGGAAAGUUUGAGUUGUCUUUUUUUCGGAAUGAAGUUGGGUGAUGUGUGACUUUUUACUGCGCUGAUACUCUACAGGAUUCUUUUACCAGUAGGAUCAUCCCUGACGACGUGGUUUGGCAUUCAUCUACCUCCACGGCUCCUGUUUGGAAUCCGUGAGAUCUAUCAUCAUCCCUCCAACAUGAGCGAUGACAGAGACAGACAGAGGCCCGAAAGGAGCCACAGCCACAGCCACAGACCUAAACAGGCCCAAAACGUCAAACCCAAACCGAGCCAGAACAAAAAGGCGGACCACUGGAAGAACGAGAAGCCGGCCAAAGUGAGGAGAUCCAGGAGCAAUGACUCGGAGAGGGCGGAGAGAGGCCGGAAGAGAGAACGAGACCGUCGCCAGGGAGAGAGGAGGCAGAGGGGCAGGAGUGAGGAGGCCCGGAGGAGAGACAGGAGAGAGGGGGAGAGUGACCGGAGGAAGGUGAGGCCCCCUGAGGACGAUGUGGAGGAGACAGAGUGUGCCGUGUGUUUCUGCACAUAUGAUAACGUCUUCAAGACCCCAAAGCUGCUUGCAUGCGGGCACACCUUCUGCUUGGAGUGCCUGGCUCGCAUCAAUGUCACAUCGCCUGAGCUCAAGACCCUCACCUGCCCCGUUUGUCGAGAGCUGACCGAGCUCCCCCACGGCCAGGACCUCCCCCGGCUGGGCAACAACCAGGACAUUAUCGGCAAACUGCCACCAGACAUGCAGAGGGCGUUGUCCAUCAGAUUCAAGCGCAGCAAGGGCAAACUCCUCCUGAAGAACCCUCCUCCCAGCAGUCUCAUCAGGCCUGGCAUCCUCAACCUGCCCAAAAAUAAUCCGGACACUCCCAUGACAGCAGGCGGGGACCUACACCUGGACACAAUGGAGCAGGGAAUAACCCAAGCCACAGUGGUGGACGUAGGCAGGCCUCCAAACAGAGUCAGAGGUCGCCUGCGCAGGUUGUUCCGCUCAGAUCAGUGCUACUACGCCGUGGUGGCGUCCAUCGUCACCGUCACUGUGGUGCUCAUGCUGCUGGGGAUUCUGGCCUUUGUGAUCAUACCCAACGUUGUCCGCCAGAGGCCCCAGGGCCCAGCAGGGAACCAGACAGGAAGUGGUCCAGGGGAACGUCCCUGAACACAACACAAAUGGAUGGACUGCAGAGAUGAGACUUGAGUUAAAGGAAUAUUAAACACAGAAGUUACUGUGUUACUCUUCGGUGAGCCUCGGUGAGUUAAGGUGAAGUAAUAAAGCACUCGGACACAUUCAAGCAGGCUCACUGUGAAGAAAUGAAGGGAAACAAGGACGACAACAUUUUUUUAAAACAAAGGACACACAGGUCUAAAGCUGAACAUGAAGGAAACGGAGGUUAUUAUUAUUAUUUUUAAAACAAGUCUGUGAUUACUGUGAAAGUAGUAUCUGUAAAAGACAAAACUGAUUGAUAAGCUGUACACUUUUAAAUGCACUAAACUCUGUAUACUUAAGUAUUUAGGCUGAUUACCAAAACAAGUUCAGGGUUUCUAGUUCAUCCAAAGUAUAUAAGACCAACACGUUGUACAUAGCCAGAGAUGAUUUAUAUAUAUAUAUGUACAUAGUUUCUCUUUGUCCUCAUAUGAAUGUUUUCCCUUUUAUUGAAUAAAGUGAUUUUUGAUAUCCAGCUCCGUUUGUAAAACACAUGAUGCCAAUACUUUUUCUACAAUCUAGUCAGGAAUUUUUAAAGCUCCUGUGAGGAACUUUUACGACGUGUUUCAUUGGAGUGUCCCCCUGUGGGCAAUGAGCAGUACGUCUUAUCUCUUUGUUUAUCUCGUCCUGGACAUGUGUCAGUCGUUUUUUUUUCCAACAACAAAACAACCCCAUCUCGCUUUGCUUUGUCAGGAAAAUAUAUCAAUUACAGAGAAUCUUUGCUGUGGAAAACGUAAAUGUGGCAGUGUUGUGUUGAUCACUUCGUCUUACACCUAUACCCUGCCGCAGCGUUUUCAGGCUUUAAAAAUGAAUCUUUAAGAAAUAAUCAAUCUUCAUGCUGAUGGCCUGGUUUGCUUUUGUAGCUCAUAUAGAGGCAUUAAUAUUCAUUUCAGUUUCAUAACCAGCUAACAACUCUUCAAAGGAGCUUUAAAUGAUGAGUAACAAUGCCCCACUUAUUUGUCAACGGCUCAGCCUUCCCUAUCUGUUUACAGUACAUCGGGGACUUCCUGUUCAUUUAGCUGACACGUGUGUCCUCUGCUGAGUCUGCUUUGAGACCUUUCAGAAACCUGCAUGUCUUCUUCGGACACCUGAUACCCUCUAGUGGUGUAAACAGACCAGUUAACAGGGAGGCUUGUGUUUACCGAAUGUCGACUUUAGUUUGCCUCUCAGCUCUUUAUGCAGACAAACCUGUUUGACAGCUCGAGUGACUUUACCUUUAUCGUGUUUAACCCCCCCGCCCUCCGGCCCGGCCCACUCAGAUAAGAGUUCAUCUCUGAGUUCUGACAAUGAGACCAGAUAUCUGAUUCUUCCAAACUGAAUGACAUAAGAAGUCUUUUGGUGUAUAUGUUACAUUUCUGACUAUGAGGUUAAAUGUUGCAUUUCUAUGUAAAAGUAGGUGCUUGUAUUAUGCAAUAACUCUUAUUUAACUCUGACAAAUGUAGACUUUUACACUGACCCCAAAGACAGCAAGGGAGAGAAGUGAAAGUUCAUUUACUCAAGAUCAAAUUUUGAAUAUCUUUAUUUUAUGCAGCUCCUUGUUUUUCUUCCUGCAGUUCAGAGGGAGAUAUUGUACUUGUGAUUCUGGAGAUACAUAUUACCAAGAAAGUCUAUUAUAAGCUUAGAAAUAGUUUAGAUCCUUAAUACCUUAAUGUGAAAGUGCUCACAGUCCUGAAUCUGUGAAAGUAAAGAGCAUCCUACUAAGCUUGUAAAACUUACUAAUUUUGCAGAAACAACUGAGUCCAUAUUAUGAGAGUGUUGCUAGGGAUGCAGCAGUGAAUAAGAAGCACUUUACUGCUACAGCUGGACCAGGUGCUGCAAGUUUCAUGGACUUGAGGUGAAGUUAGAGAGGUCAGUGCUUCUCACCAAAGGGUUGGGAGAUGAGAGAUUGAAUAUAAGACGAACAAGCGGUUGUAUUUGUAUGUUUCUGUGCUUUUGGGGACAGAAGUGCAUGAAACAUUUCACUGUGAAAUCUCUGCCAUCAGUCCACUUAUGGACUAAGUUGAGCUUGUAAAAUAUGAUGCAAGCAUCAAUAAUGUUGCACUAAUUAAUACAGUGGAUGUAUACAUGCACCAUAACACUCUAAAUGGGUUAUUUUGUUCAAAGGAACCUUAUGUUUGAUGCUUAAACACUAUUUGCUGGAUUAACUUCUUAACUUAAAUAAAGGAUUCUAACUUUUCCUCUCAUUGCAUAAAGACACACCCUCACGAGCCCCCUUCCUGGACUAUCGAGGCAAAUAUGGUCAGGUGGACUUGAGCAGAGGAGAGAGAGCCCCCUCCUCUAAUCCACUUCUUACGCACAUUAACCUUUAUGCGUUAUGUGACUGCUUUGGACAGAAGAGGAGCAUUUGAAACCCUGAACGGGUGAGAGAAAAAAAAGGGACGGAGAUCUGUUGUGAAUAUUUUGUGCCAUUAUGGCUUCCACCCCCUCUGCCUCGGCCUUGUCUGCUGUUCUCCGGUGUCGCGGGAAUAUCUGGGCCAGGAAUCCGCCGACCAAGCGGCCUGCUACCUCGGCGUACAGCCUCGGACUGGCCGGCGGCGUGGUGCGCGACUUUCCAGCUGAGCGCAGCCGCACAAACCAGGCGCUGUCGUGGGAAUCUUUUGUCCAAGGAGAGCGUGGUGAUGAGGGAAGAAGACUGACUGUAGCGUUCGAGUCUCCUCUGGUUAAUGUUAAAGUGCAGAAAGGAAAAAAAUCAAGGGACAUGAAUAAAUUAUAUCAUCCAAAACUUUCGCAAUCUUCAGAGCACGCGCGCUCAGCUGUGCCUGGUGUCCAAAACGCGCUCGUGCGUCAGCUGGCACGCUUACUGACACCUAACCUGCCCGGGAUAGAUAAAUGCUCUAAAAUUAUUCGAAUGAUAAAAUAUGAAACCAAUGCUGCACAUAUCUGUAAAAUAGUUUUUGUUCAAGAAACCAGUGAAUUCCCAGCUGGAGUUUUUAAAGUGUCCAUGACAUCUCCGUGUUUGAUGGAAAAGACGGUACAAAUACCAUCUUACGUGUUAUCUGGCUGGUCCACACUGAAGAGCACGUGCUUGUCUUUGACUGCUCUUGUGUCGCAGUUUAUGUUUUUGAAGCUGGUUUGUGGGUCGAGCAGCAGCAGCCCUGGUGAUGCUCCUCAGCACCCCCAGAGCCAACAGGAGGGGAAAAACAGCAGAAACAAUACUCUGCAGGUAAAUGGAAAAACACCCACUCAGAACAACAGAGGAUCUGGACAGACGAACACAGAGGACAGACCUGACUGAGAGUCCAAGGCCUCAGCACAGAAAAAAACACGCACUGUGUUCUUACCUUAUUUAUUGACUUUUACAGAACACAAGCAACAUUUGGACUUCAACCCCUGCCGUAAAAGAAAAACCAAAAUGGAAGAUUUAUGCACUUUUUUCCUUUAGUACAUGAGGAAAAGUCAGCAAGACUGUAACAAUAAAUACCUAUGCAAAGUAAGAAUAAAACACCUGCAUUGUU
Messenger RNA from Labrus mixtus (cuckoo wrasse), 4713 nucleotides. It is a transcript of the gene rnf183, whose product is annotated as ring finger protein 183. The coding region runs from base 254 to 1213 and encodes 319 amino acids. NCBI's taxonomy places the organism in Eukaryota, Metazoa, Chordata, Actinopteri, Labriformes, Labridae. The transcript is spliced from 3 exons. Gene Ontology annotation, molecular function: ubiquitin protein ligase activity. Gene Ontology annotation, biological process: protein ubiquitination. The record is from RefSeq and is a predicted model, not a curated record.